AUGAAAUCUCCUGUGCAAGGACAAGGAGUAUCCCUGGUCAUGGCGGCAGCAACCAUCAAAUUUCUCUACCGUCUUGCUCUGACACUCUCCAUGCUCCUUACCUCCGCCGCCGGCAUUGUGUCUGACACGACGCUCGUCAACAAUGUCUCCAACAUCACCGAUGGCGAGACGGUGGUCUCUGUGGGUGGCUCAUUCACGCUGGGGUUCUUCGCCCCGACCGGGGCCCCAACCAAGAGAUACCUCGGAAUCUGGUUCACCGCGUCCCCGGAGGCUGUCUGCUGGGUGGCCAACCGUGAUAGGCCACUCAACGACACCUCCGGCGUACUGGUGAUCGGCAGCGCUCGGGGCCUUCUCCUUCUCGACGGCUCUGGCCAGACCGCGUGGUCUUCCAACACGACGGCCGCCACUGCGGUGACCCAGUUUCUUGAGUCAGGCAACCUGGUCGUGCGCGAGCAGAGCAGCGGCAGCAUCCUCUGGCAAUCGUUCGAUCAUCCGUCGAACACCUUGCUCGCCGGCAUGAGGCUCGGCAAGAACCCACAGACCGGAGACGAGUGGCCUCUCACGUCGUGGCGUGCGCCAAACGAUCCGAGUCCAGGGGACUAUCGCCUGGUACUGGACACCAAGGGCCUGCCGGCGAUCGUCUCGUGGCAAGGCAAAGUCAAGACGUACACCACGGGCCCGUGGAUCGGCCCGAGGUUCAGCGGCAUCCCGGAGAUAGCGUCCUACUCCGGGAUGUUCUCCGUCCAGGUUGUUGUCCGCCCCGACGAGGUGGCCUACAUGGUCACCGCCAUGCCCGGCGCGCCCUUCUCCCGCCUCGUAGUGAACGACGACGGGACGGUGGAGCGUCUGGCGUGGGAGCCGGUCAGCCGGGUCUGGAACGUCUGGUUGCAGUCGCCACGGGACCUCUGCGACAGCUACGCCAAGUGCGGCGCGUUCGGCCUGUGCAACUCGGCCACCGCGUCCACGCAGUUCUGCAGCUGCAUAGACGGGUUCAGCCCGGCAUCGCCGUCACAGUGGUCCAUGAGGGAGACCUCCGGUGGUUGCCGUCGGCACACGCCGCUGGAGUGCAUCAACGGGACGACGACGGAUGGGUUCAUGGUGUUGGGAGGAGUGAAACUCCCCGACACCGACAACACGACGGUGGACAUGAGCGCGACGCUGGAGCAGUGCAGGGCGAGGUGCCUCGCCAACUGCUCGUGCGUAGCGUACGCCGCCGCCGACAUCCGAGGCAGAGACGGUGGCAGUGGCUGCGUCAUGUGGACGGAUGGCAUCGUGGACGUUCGUUACGUGGACAAAGGGCAGGAUCUCUAUGUGAGGCUGUCAAAGUCUGAAUUUGCUACAGGGAAGAGGAGGGAUGUGGCAAGAAUCGUGGUUCCAGUUACGGUAUCUCUGCUUGCACUCACGUCUGCGGCUAUGUACCUUGUUUGGAUAUGCAGGCAUAGAGGCCAACGUCGAAACAAUGAUGUCCAGACGAACGCGAUGAUAGGUUCCUUAAGUGCGCCAAAUGACCUUGGUGAUGAUGAUUUUGAUCUUCCAUUUGUUAGCUUUGGAGAUAUUGUUUCUGCAACUAACAAUUUUUCUGAAAACAAUAUGCUCGGACAAGGAGGUUUCGGGAAGGUUUAUAAGGGCAUGCUGGACGAUAACAAAGAAGUUGCAAUCAAGAGGCUUGGUAAGGGUUCUAGACAAGGAGCAGAGGAAUUCAGAAAUGAAGUUCUUCUAAUAGCCAAAUUGCAGCACAGAAACCUUGUAAGACUUCUUGGUUACUGCAUCCAUGGAGACGAGAAGCUGCUGGUUUACGAGUAUUUACCAAACAAAAGCUUGGAUUCCUUCAUUUUUGGUAUGUUUAGACUAAAUUGCAUUUAG
Molecule: messenger RNA, 1863 nt
Organism: Miscanthus lutarioriparius
Lineage: Eukaryota; Viridiplantae; Streptophyta; Magnoliopsida; Poales; Poaceae
Source: the annotation of a GenBank genome assembly